Molecule: messenger RNA, 1122 nt
Organism: Fraxinus pennsylvanica
Lineage: Eukaryota; Viridiplantae; Streptophyta; Magnoliopsida; Lamiales; Oleaceae
Source: the annotation of a GenBank genome assembly
AUGGCGUGUAUAUCGUUGACCUGCAACACGCGAGAGUCCGUUUCUGGUGAUCAGAGGAGAGCAUAUGAUGGGUUCGAUGCUUUGGAGAAAGUUUUGCCUAUAAGGAACGGCAUAGCUAAGUUCUACUGUGAAAAAUCCAAAUCUUUUACCAGCCUGUCUUCCAUUAAAGAUAUUGCUACUAGGAUCUUAGUUGCCAUUGCAGAAGCCACGAAAGGACAUAUUGUUAUGAAGUGCUGCAGUAACAAAACCCUUGGAUUUCCGUUCACGGCUUCUUUAAGAAUCAUUAAUCAAGAUUGCCUCCACACUAUGCGAGACAUCACUGAAAAAGCCCUUCAUGGUAAUUCUGGAGAAAGUUCAUCAAGAAACUGGUUAUUAAAUCCAUUAAAUGCUGCUCAGAGUUCUACAUCAAAUUCUACUAUGAUGCCAUUUAAUGGUGGACAAAGUUCACGAUUAAACCAGAUGAUGAUUUCAUCCAAUGCUAAAAGUGAAGGUUCAUAUAGAAACCAGACGAUUCCCUUUAUUGCUUCUCGACACUCUUCAUCAAAUCCCAUUGUGAUGCCAUUCAAUGGUGGGCCAAGUUCAGGAUAUAACCAGAUGAUGAUUCCAUUGAAUGCUAAUGCUGCAGAAAGUUCAUCUAGAAAUCAGAUAAUGAUGCCAUUAAAUGGUGGUCGAAGAUCUGUAUCAAAUCCUAAUGUGAUGCCAUUCAAUUGUAGACGAAGAUCGGGGUCAAACGAAAUGAUGAUGUCACGUUAUUUCCACGAGUCCAUAAUCCAUAACUUCUCUAACAUGAGAGUUGGAAGGAAUGCAUUCCCGAGAAAUAAUCAACUCAUAAAUGAGGUACUACCAGAAGACAGGACUAUGUUUGUAACAUUUUCUAGGGGUUAUCCUGUGGCUGAAAUGGAAGUUAGGCACUUCUUCGCAACGGUCUAUGGGAAUUGCAUAGAGUCCUUCCGCAUGCAGGAGGGGGGGCCUUAUGAGCAACCGCUUUAUGCUUGGGUCGUGUUCCGCAAAGCCUCGUUUAUUGAGGAAAUUCUCAAUGGUGCGGAGAAGGCCAAGUUUACCAUGAAUGGAAUGCACAUUUGGAUGCGCAAGUUUGUGCCUAGAAACGAGGGCUCCUCUUAA